CAGUGAUCUAAAAGCUAGAUAAAGAGGCUGCUGAGGGGCUUCCCUAGCUCCAGAUCCACAGAGAAGCCACCUGGGGGUGGGAGGAAGCCCUAGGCAGCCUGCCCCAAGAGACAGCAUCCUUACUAAGGUCUUACCAUGAGGAAUUACUUAGUUUUCCUUCUGGCAUCAACUAUUUUCUCCUUCGCCAGCUCUCAAGAUGCUGCAGGAGAGGUCCCUACUGCUGUAGUAGAAGAGGAAGAAGAUCCAUUCUACAAGAGUCCACUCAAUAAACUUGCUUCUUCUGCAUCCAACUUUGCCUAUGAUCUUUACCGUGCUCAAGCCAACAAGAAUCCAAGCAGCAACAUUUUUAUGUCACCAUUGACUAUUGCUACAGCCCUCUCCAGCAUAUCCUUGGGAGGCGGACAGCGGACUGAAUCCUUAAUACAACGGUCCCUUUACUAUGACCUUCUUAAUGAUGCAGAUAUCCACACCACUUAUAAAGAACUGCUGGAAAACCUUUCUUCAAACCCGAAUGGGCUGAAAAGCAUAUCCCGUGUCAUGCUGGAGAGAAGGCUGAGGAUGCGUAUCGAGUUUGUGAAUCAGUUGGAGAAGUUCUAUGGGAAUAAGCCCAGAGUUCUGUCAGGAAAUACUCGCCUUGAUCUGUCAGAAGCCAACGAUUUUGUGCAGAAGAAUACCAACGGCAAAGUAGUGAAGUUCUUCCCAGAAGUGCCUUCAGGCAUUAGUGUCCUUCUGCUUGGGGCUGCAUAUUUUAAAGGUCAGUGGAUCCACAAAUUUAACCCCGGUCAAACCACCAUGCGUGAUUUCUACAUAGAUGAGCAGACAUCUGUUUCAGUUCCAAUGAUGUCAGCGAGCAACGUCCCUGUGAGAUAUGGCCUAGACUCCGAUUUUAACUGCAAGAUUGCCCAGCUUCCACUCACUGGGGGAGUCAGCAUCAUGUUUUUUCUCCCUCUCAAAUUCACCGAGAACCUGACAUUAAUUGAAGAAGGUCUGACAUCGGAGUUUGUACAUGACAUAGAUCGAGCAUUGCAGUCAGUCAUCAUAACACUAAGCAUACCAAAGCUGAAGGUGAACUACGCUGCUAAACUCACAGACACUCUUCAGGAGAUGAAACUUCAGCCUCUCUUCCAAAGUCCGGACUUCAGCAAGAUCUCUUCAAAGUCAUUGAAGCUCACGCAUGUUGUGCACAAGGCCAUCCUGGAACUGAAUGAAGAUGGAGCGGAAAGUCCACCAACAGUGGACAUCCAGGCUCGCCAACAUUUCCCGCUGGAAUUUCACCUGGACCAUCCAUUCCUGUUUGUUCUCCGAUCCGACAGCAACGGUGCACUCUUGUUCAUUGGAAAAGUGAUGAAUCCUAAAGAAAUUACCGGUUAAUAACCAUGUCUCUAAUUGGUUUUUGAAAUUCUGGACUCCGUUAAUGUCAUUAUGAUUAUUCGUGCCAUCUUAUGCCAAAGAAAAGUUCAACUCCAACUCCUUAUAUCUAUUCCAGAUUUUUUUUUUUACAAAAUUUAUAAAAAUCUGAAUACAAAUAUGGUGCUAAACUAUCAGUACUUGCCGCUCACUUUUAUUUCAACAUGGGAAAUAUAGUUACUGUUCGGAUUUUUACAUUUAUAGCAAAUCUCCCCCUUUAAUCAAUAUCUUGUUCAUAGGUCUAAAAUUCUGUGCUAGGUUCUCUUACUGUAUUUUUAUAGCAGUUGGUGCUCCACUUUCUGAUACAGACUGACUCCCUAGCAUAGACAUAUAGUAUAUUGAAAGGAAAACACAUUGCUUGACUGCAGCCGCCACUAGGGGGCGUUUGGGAUCUUACUGCACAAUGGGGCAGAUUUAUCAAUGGUUUUACACCACAAAAAUGGUGUAAAAAAAAAAAAGUCGGGGCUAUAAUUUGCAACUUUUUACACUUCUCGUCACUUCAUGGGCAUGGCCUCCCACAGCUCAACAGAUUUACUAUCAUUUAUUUAGUAAGGGAAAGAUUCAUCCAGCGUUUUGAGUAAAAACUUAGAUUUUUAUAAGGGUGAUGGUAUCCAUAGAAUACCACCACAGAGACAGGCUGCAUCUUUAGGGCUCAUUCAGACUGCAGUAUGCUGUCCACAAAAAUGCAGAUUGCAUUCCGUUUUUUUCGCUGAUCCAUAGACGUCAAUGAGGCCAUGUCCUGAUUUUCACUGACAAGUAUAGGACAUGUUUCAUUUGUUUUGCUGAGCAGUGCAACGGAAGAAAAGGCCCCAUAGAAGUUAAUGGGACAGUAUCUAAUACGCGAAAAAAACGGAUCCGCAUUUUUGCGGACAGCAUACGGCCGUCUGAAUGAGCCCUUAGUCAUAGGUUUGGCAGGACGACAUCUGAGCACCUGGGCUGCAGGCCUACAUAUCGGGCUGGUGAGCUGGCUUUACAUUAUAUUACUAUAAUUUAGCAAAGAAAUUGUUGUAAAUUGUAGCUGAUAUCUACGGCAGCUCUUAGCUGGUCUCUCUUCACCGCAAACUACAUCAAAAGUGUUGUGUGAAAUGGCAGUCUUGAUACAUUUCCCCAGCGUUAUUAUCAAGUUUAAAGGGGUUACCCGAUAUCUAAAAUACCCCCCCAAUGCUCAGGCCCAUUGUAUGGAUUAUACUUACCUGCUCCCCGACACCCGCGUGGCUCCGGAUCCCUGCUGGUCACCGUCGCAGCCUGCUAAUGGCUUGCCCCCCUGUCGCCGGAUGUUUUGAUCCGAGCAAGAGAAGAAGCGGCGGCCGUGCAGGGAUCUGGAGCUACGCGGGUGCUGAGAAGCAGGUAAGUAUAAUCCAUACAAGGGGCCCGGGCAUUGGGGGUGGAUAUUUUAGAUAUUGGAUAGUUUCUUUUAAUUUAUACCACUAUGCAGCAAGCUCCCCCUAUUCAUGACUGCAAGCAGUCGGCAAAUUAUCUUCUAAAAGUAUAUCUAUGCAGGACAUAUGGCGGGCUAAAUUAGAAAUUACCCAGCACAGAAUGGUGACCCUAUUUUAUAGAUUAAAGGGCCAGAUAUUCACAUUAAGACUGAGGACAUGAAUGUCUCCUAAAUAUCUAUGCCAUGAGUGUAGAAAUCAAUUUUCAAAAAAUGUAUACUAUAAUGUGUAUACUUCUUGUUCUAAUAAGUGCUUUAAUGAUUUUGCUGUGGUAUUACCAGGCUGUUUGCAGAGGCAUUGUUUUCUAAAUCUCUUCCAGGAAUAAUGUAUAGGCUCUGGCAUCCAAUUUCGGGAUUUGUUGCUUUGGAAAAGGAUAUUUCCAGCUAAAAUUAGGGUCAUAUAUGAUCAUUGAAAAAAAAAAAAAAAAAGCAAAGUUUUGUUGCUGAAGCAAAAAAGUG
Messenger RNA from Bufo bufo (common toad), 3301 nucleotides. It is a transcript of the gene SERPINF1, whose product is annotated as serpin family F member 1. Gene Ontology annotation, molecular function: serine-type endopeptidase inhibitor activity. The record is from RefSeq and is a predicted model, not a curated record. The coding region runs from base 136 to 1371 and encodes 411 amino acids. NCBI's taxonomy places the organism in Eukaryota, Metazoa, Chordata, Amphibia, Anura, Bufonidae. The transcript has 8 exons. Gene Ontology annotation, biological process: negative regulation of endopeptidase activity; positive regulation of neurogenesis; negative regulation of angiogenesis.